Messenger RNA from Leptopilina boulardi, 2087 nucleotides. RefSeq lists its product as uncharacterized. The transcript has 2 exons. The record is from RefSeq and is a predicted model, not a curated record. The coding region runs from base 114 to 1205 and encodes 363 amino acids. Lineage: Eukaryota; Metazoa; Arthropoda; Insecta; Hymenoptera; Figitidae.
UUUAGUUGGGGUUAGGUUAGAUUGCAUGUGUAAUUGUUAGAAAUUUGUUAUGUAGAAUUUUUGACGGACGCAUAAAGUUUGUUUUUCUACGCAAUUGUGUUGCAAACAAAAAAAUGGAUAAUCAAAAUUUUAAAAGAAAACGGAAUAAUGAAAUUCCCGAGGAGAGAUUAUUAAAAAAAUUUCAAUAUGUUGAAGAAAAAUUGUUGCAGUUAUGGGAGACGGAUUCUAACAUUGAGUCUACAGGAUCUGUAAAUGCUGCUUCAGAUAUUAUUUCAUUUGUGGACAAUGAUUUAGAACAGGAAUUUGAUGACGAAAGCGAAAAUUAUAAUAACAACGAAGAUGAAGAUAAUUAUCACCAAGAUAGUAUUAUUGAAGAAAUUCCACCUGAAAUUGAACCCAUUGAAGAAAUUGAUCUUUCAGAUGAUGAACUUGCAAAAAUUUGGGAAAAUGGAGAAAAUUCACCAAAACCACCAGACGAUGAGGAUGUUGUUUUUCUAAAAGAAGGAACAAUAAAAGAAAAUGGCAUUCCCGUACAAUCAUGUUCUCUACAUCCCGAUAUAAGAGAAACAUGGACUGUUUGGACAAGAGCUGGAAUUCCAUUCAAGGAUCGUGAGGAGUUACAAAAAAAAUAUCCACCGCCAAAAUUUUUAUCAACACCGCAAAUAAAUCCCGAAAUACUUGAGACACUACACAAGAGACCAAUUGAAAAAGAUGAAUUUAUUCGCUCGUCACAAGAAUUAGUUGGUUCAGCAUUAACAGCAUUGGGUUCUGUUAUGACAUCUCUAUUGUCCGAUGUUGAAAUGGAUAAAUUAAAAGUAUUAAAUGGCUUAAAUGAUGCAGCGAAAAUAUUAACAAGUUCAUUUCAUCUCGAUACUGAUAAAAGAAGAUCGAAUAUUAUUUCAUGGAAGCCAAAGCCAAUACAAAAAAUUUUAGUCUCAACGAAACCUGAUGAAUUUUUAUUUGGUAAGAAUCUCAGUGGUAAAAUAAAAGAGGCAGAGAGAACGGGAAAAAUUGAAAAAUUAAAACCCUAUGUAUUUAAAAGAAAUAAUGAUCGACCUUAUAGAUAUUUUCCAAGUCCAUAUCAUUGGUUCGGUAGUCAGGACGAUGAAAAAAAUGAUAUUGAUUACGUUAUGAAUCCAUUAAAAAAAGAAUCAAUUUGCAAAGUUGAGAAAAUUGAUAAACAAUCAAUGAAAUCGGAAGUUUGACUGAUAAAAAUUAAGAUGUAGAAAUAGUUUUAAAAAAAAAAUUUAUUACAUAAAUCUAUUUUUCUUUAUAUAUUAUAUAAGAUUCGUUUUUUGUUCUGUUUUAUUUUUACUUAACACUAAAAAAAAAAAGUGUAUUUGUUUUGUAUGUACAUAUGUAUAAAAAAAAAGGGGAAAGAAAAUCAAGAAAAAAAAAAAGUUGACUGAAAAAAGAACUGCCAUUUCUGUCAACUUAUUAAAAACACUAGUUUUAAUACAUAAAAAUUGAUUUUCUUAAUUACAUUUUACUUUUUUUUUUUUUUUUUUUUGAUACACUGACUUUCUUAAUAACUAAAGAUAUGCAUUAAAAUGCAAAUUAUGUAAAACUAUUUUUUCAAUUAUAAAAAAAAAAAGAACAAAAAAAGCAAAAAAAUUAUGGAUACAAAAUAAAUAUUUUUUCAAUACAUUUAUUCAAAAAAUUUAUUAUAAAAAUUACCAAAAUAAAUAUUUACUUCGAAAUUUGCAUUUGUUCCUUGGAUAAUGUAAAAAAAAAAAAGAAUUAUUCUAAGAUUAAUCUCUAAUACAAUAUAAGAAAAUAUUGUUUGUAAUUUCUUUUGUUUCUUUUUUCUCAUAAUUUUCAGGAGAAUUUGGUUUUUCUCCCACGCAAUCCAGGUGGUCGAUAAAUAUUAUGAUUUCUCAUUAAAUGUCGUCGAAGACUAACAUUUUGUGUGAAGGCUCUGUGACAAAUAUCGCAAUUAAAUUUUCUCUGACCACCACAAACAUUAUUUAAAUGAGUUAAUAAACUGUGCUUAAAUUUGUAUGCUCUGCCACAUCGUGGACAAUUUAAAUGAACACCUUCUUCGUUCAUGUGAUUUGAAUAUAGUGAUUUGUGUUGUUGUUGUUGUU